This is a messenger RNA of Prorocentrum cordatum, 414 nucleotides long. NCBI's taxonomy places the organism in Eukaryota, Dinophyceae, Prorocentrales, Prorocentraceae. The record is from the annotation of a GenBank genome assembly.
AUGAACGUGAACUACGUGAAGCUGAAUCCCGGCGCCCACCUGAAGCCCCACUUUGGCAACGGCCCUCGCUUGUCCGCUCACCUGUCCGUCAUCGCGCCGGAGCCGCUGCACGCAGCCAUGCAGGUUGGGACCGAGCGCGUCCUGUGGCUGGAGGGGAAGGCGAUCGUCUUCGACGACACGUAUCCCGAGGAGCCGAACCACUGGGAGAGCGGACGUGCUGCUGGUGUGGUUCUGCCACCCCUGCGACAGCGGGCACCCCCACGGGCAGGAGUGCCCGGACUCGUGACCGAGCGGGGAAAAAGGGAGCCACGACACGCUCAGGCAAGCCCAGGAGAUCGCUGCAGAGCGAUUUUGGAGCGCUCUCGGGAGCCAGUCGAUGUGAGAACGGACGAUUUCCACAAUUUAAGAACGUGA